CCCCUCCUCGUUGGAACCCUGGCCACUAUUACUUUGGGAUUUUCACGUUUUCUUUCUGCAACUUCCUGUCAGACUUGUGCGUAUGCUGCGAGGACUUUCCAUAAGUUACUUAAAGAAUAUAAGUUCCUAGAAUUUUGCUAACCUAAAGAAUAAACUUAAAGCGAUCGCAAAAAUGUCGAAGAAUUUGGAGCUCCAAGUGCCAAAGCACAUCCGUUCCCAGAAAAAGAAACAACCAACAAACCAUUUGAAAACCCUUGCAAAAAACCUUCCACUGCGACAGCUUAGGGAGAUUCCCAAAAUGGCGCCACAUGCCACACUGCAGAAUGAGACAAUUCUAAAACCGAGUGAGCUUUCGAAGUAUCCGCAGAAUCAGCCGCAUAGCAACAGACUCUACAAGUACAGUGUGACCCGUGGCAGCAGCGCUGAGUUCAAGGAGAACGGCAGCAGCCGUUCCCUGCUGAAACAUCCGUGGAAUCAGUCGCAUAAUGGUGUUCACAAGUCUCAGUGUCCACAGGACGUCCAGGCGCAGAGCCCAAAGAAUUUCACUCAGAGUCAAGAGCCUGAGGCUGCAGGUGCUCCACAUGCCAGGCAGGAACACAACGCAUAUCUUGAGAAGUGGCGUUCCAAUUGGAAUCACACCAUGGGCUACAUCAAGAAGGUUGUGCUCCCGGAAAACCCCAAGGUCAACCCCCAAGGGAAUCUAAAAAAAGAGGUAUCCCAUCCGCUGUCGAUGCCCUCGACUUGUCAGCCGCCGAUGGGUAUUAAAUAUACCCAAGAACAAUCCGUUCCUCUUGAUCUUUCGGGUGAGAAAAGUGGUCCACCCAGUGAUACCAAGUCCAACUCCGACGGGCCCACCAUGGAUGACAAGGAGACAGCCAAACAUGCAAACAAGAGCCACCCGUUGAACUCAGAUCAUCAGUAUGCCAUGGUGAAACAAAGUCCGGAUAGAAACGUUUGGGACAUGGAUAGCUUUAACGAUAUGGUUGCGAGCGAGGUCGAACUGAGGGAGUCUCCUUCGGGCAUAUUCCAUUCUUCGGCCGUGGAAAUCGGUACGAUUUGCAGUCAGCUGACGGGCACCGAUGUGCCGGCUCAUGUGGAAGUCCCGAUAGCAGACGGGUGCUACGUCCUGGGCACUGAGAAUGGGCAGCCGGAAACUCCAGUGCCUUCUUCAGAAUUCACGGAUGGACUGAAAUAUCAGGAACUCAUGUCCCAAGACACGGAUGCGGAAGCCAUCACCUUCGACGAAAAUUCAAACGAGCAGUCAAAAGCUCAGCAGCAGCCUCCAGAGUCCAUGGCCUGGCACAUGGAUGCUAGCAGUGCCGGACAGAGAAAUCAGGAAGAAUUCAAAACCGAAGAACACUUCGACAUUAAUGUGGAGCCGGAACUUCCUGAGCAGAUCAUGUCCUGUGCCAGUACUGCCGGACAGAAUAAUCAGGAGGCAGCGUACUGUGAAAAUACUUCCAAGAAUCCGGAUCCGGAAAUCUCCACCUACGAUGAAAACAUCGACUUACUGGAGCAGCUGCACGCCACUAUUCCGCCUCCGGAAUACAUUGCCAGCCAGCAAGAAGUGGAAGCCAUGCUCUAUGGUGAUAUGGACUCGGAUGAUGAUCCCGAGGCAUAUAGCAGUAUCUUCGACUAUCUGGGACUGGAGACGCAGCAGAUGCCAGAGAAGCAGCCAGGCACGGAUGACUCCCAAUUGCUGACGACCUCGUCAGAGGAUAAGGAAUAUAUUGAUGUGGUAGCCUGUAAUGCGACACAUCCCGUGCUGGACAGCGAGCCGAUGACCGAGGAGGUGAUUGAGGUGAAGCAAGUCGAGGAAGAGGUGGAGCAAGUCGAUGAACAGGUGGAGCAAGUCGAGGAUGAGGUGGAGCAAGUCGAGGAAGAGGUGGAGGAAGUCGAGGAGGAGGAAGUCGAGGAAGAGGUGGAGGAAGUCGAGGAGGAGAUGGAGGAAUUCGAGGAGGAGGUGGAGGAAGUCGAGGAGGAGAUGGAGGAAUUCGAGGAGGAGGUGGAGGAAUUCGAGGAGGAGAUGGAGGAAGACGAGGAGGAGGUGGAGGAAUUCGAGGAGGAGAUGGAGGAAGACGAGGAGGAGGUGGAGGAAAUCGAGGAGGAGGUGGACGAAGUCGAGGAGCUGGACGAGGAAAUGGGCGAGGAAGAGGAAUUCUAUGAUGAUGGUUCCGAUUGGACACAAGAAACGGAGUCCGAGGACGACGAUUCCGACUAAAACGAUCGGCUUUGCGUCGAUUCAAUGCCUUCAGCAUCUAUGACUUUGAGUACAAUAGAAAUGUGAAGCAUUGUUAACAAGUCCCACUUAUCUAAUACUAAUAUGUAUUUUUUUUUUU
Drosophila santomea is the source of this 2339-nucleotide messenger RNA. RefSeq names its product probable inactive protein kinase DDB_G0270444. The record is from RefSeq and is a predicted model, not a curated record. Bases 173 to 2221 code for a protein of 682 amino acids. The transcript is spliced from 2 exons. Lineage: Eukaryota; Metazoa; Arthropoda; Insecta; Diptera; Drosophilidae.